Molecule: messenger RNA, 393 nt
Organism: Haliotis rubra (blacklip abalone)
Lineage: Eukaryota; Metazoa; Mollusca; Gastropoda; Lepetellida; Haliotidae
Product: aspartate and glycine-rich protein-like
Exons: 1
Coding region: 1-393 (130 amino acids)
Source: RefSeq, a predicted model, not a curated record
AUGGCAGAUGGAGGACACAACAGACAAGGACACAGGAAUGGACAAGGACAUGGAAGGAUGGACAAGGACAAGGAUGGACAUGGACAAGGACAUGGACAAGGAUGGACACACAGGACAAGGACGGACAGGACACGAUGGACAACGAAGGACACACACAUGGACAAGGACAAGGACAAGGACAAGGAAGGACAGGAUGGAUGGACAAGGACAGGAUGGACACAUGACAACGAUGACACACGAGGAAGGAUGGACACAUGGACACACACGGAUGGACAGGAAUGGACUGAGCUGGAGGACAGCACGAAGGACAAGAAGACAGGAUGGACAGGAUGGAAUGGAUGGACUGACACAAGGAUGGACAGACACACAUGGACACAUGGAGACAAUGGAUGA